AUGGUCGACGAAUAUGUUGCUGCUCUAGUUGUUGAUGGUGCUGUCGUCAAGGAUGUUGCUGGGGCCACUUGUGAUGGUGAAGGUGGGUGUGGUGGCGGUGUUGGUAAUGUUAUUGCCGAAUGUGGAGGGGGCGCUAUCGAUGUUAUCACAGUAGCCGCAGGUAUUACCAUAAAUGUUAUUAUUGCUAUUAUUGUCAUCUUCCCCGGUGGUGGACGUAUCGUUCUCUUUGACAGGGCUACCAUUAUUCUCGCCCAUGCCGGUGCCUCUACUUGGGACGCUGCUGCUGCUUCUGCUGCUGGCGUUGGAGGCAACGUCACUGUGGUCAAUGUUAAUGAUGGUGGUGGUGUAGUCAGGGGUGAAGUCGGCACUGUCGGUGUUGGUGUUGUUGACGUUCGUAAGGCGGUUCGAUGCGGUAAUGGUGGUGGUGGUGGUGGUGGCGGUGUUGCUGGCUCAGUUGAUGGUUCUGCACCCGUGUCUACGGUUGCUAUGAUUGCUAUGGUUCCUGCCGGUGGAAUUGGUUGGAUUUGCCCGCACCUCAACUUGAAAGACGACGCCUUUGGUUGCGCAGCGGCUUUCUACUGGGUAAAUGUCGCGGAUCCUGCAUGA
Molecule: messenger RNA, 606 nt
Organism: Octopus sinensis (East Asian common octopus)
Lineage: Eukaryota; Metazoa; Mollusca; Cephalopoda; Octopoda; Octopodidae
Exons: 2
Coding region: 1-606 (201 amino acids)
Source: RefSeq, a predicted model, not a curated record